Messenger RNA from Aspergillus clavatus NRRL 1, 1560 nucleotides. RefSeq names its product glycosyltransferase family 20 protein. Gene Ontology annotation, molecular function: alpha,alpha-trehalose-phosphate synthase (UDP-forming) activity. The record is from RefSeq and is a predicted model, not a curated record. The coding region runs from base 1 to 1560 and encodes 519 amino acids. Gene Ontology annotation, cellular component: alpha,alpha-trehalose-phosphate synthase complex (UDP-forming); cytosol. The transcript is spliced from 5 exons. Gene Ontology annotation, biological process: cellular response to heat; trehalose biosynthetic process. NCBI's taxonomy places the organism in Eukaryota, Fungi, Ascomycota, Eurotiomycetes, Eurotiales, Aspergillaceae.
AUGCCUUCCCUCGACAAGCCCGCUCAGAACGAAGCGAGAUUGCUUCUCGUUUCGAACCGGUUACCCAUCACCAUCAAGCGCUCCGACGAUGGCAAAUAUGACUUUUCCAUGUCCUCCGGUGGUCUGGUCAGCGGCCUCAGCGGCCUGUCCAAGUCCACGACCUUCCAAUGGUACGGCUGGCCCGGACUGGAGGUCCCCGAAGAAGAGAUUCCGGUUGUCAAGCAACGGUUGAAGGACGAGUACGGUGCUGUUCCGGUCUUCAUCAACGAUGAGCUCGCGGAUCGCCACUACAAUGGAUUUUCUAAUUCUAUCCUCUGGCCGCUGUUCCACUACCACCCCGGUGAAAUCACGUUCGACGAGUCUGCCUGGGAGGCAUACAAGGAAGCCAACCGCCUUUUCGCCAAGGCUGUUGCGAAAGAGGUCCAGGAUGGAGAUCUGAUCUGGGUCCACGAUUACCAUCUCAUGCUCCUGCCUGAGAUGCUCCGCGAGGAGAUCGGCGACUCCAAGGAAAACGUCAAGAUCGGAUUCUUCUUGCAUACACCCUUCCCCAGCAGUGAAAUUUACCGAAUCCUUCCCGUUCGCAACGAGCUGUUGCUCGGCGUGCUCCACUGCGAUCUGAUCGGUUUCCACACAUACGACUACACCAGGCACUUUUUGAGUGCAUGCUCGAGGUUGCUGGGCCUCGCGACAACCCCCAACGGCAUUGAGUUUCAGGGCAAAGUUAUCGCCUGCGGUGCCUUCCCUAUCGGCAUCGAUCCCGAGAAGUUCCAGGAGGGUCUCAUGAAGGAAAAGGUCCAGAAGCGGAUAGCCAUGCUUGAGCAGAAGUUUCAGGGAGUGAAACUCAUGGUGGGAGUUGAUCGUCUUGACUACAUUAAGGGUGUUCCCCAGAAGCUGCAUGCUCUUGAAGUCUUUCUUAGUGACCACCCAGAAUGGGUUGGAAAGGUUGUGCUGGUCCAAGUUGCCGUUCCUAGUCGACAGGACGUCGAGGAGUACCAGAAUCUGCGGGCCGUCGUCAAUGAGCUGGUUGGCCGGAUCAACGGUAAAUUCGGAACGGUGGAAUUUAUGCCUAUCCAUUUCCUGCACAAAUCUGUCAACUUCGACGAGUUGAUUGCCCUGUAUGCAGUCUCCGAUGCCUGCAUUGUCUCAUCGACUCGUGACGGCAUGAACCUUGUGGCAUAUGAAUAUAUCGCGACUCAGAGGAAACGACAUGGAUCGCUGGUGCUCUCUGAGUUUGCAGGCGCAGCCCAGAGUCUCAAUGGCAGUAUCAUCAUCAAUCCUUGGAACACCGAAGAGCUUGCUGGUGCUUAUCAAGAGGCGGUCACCAUGAGCGACGAGCAGAGGGCGCUGAACUUUUCCAAGCUGGACAAAUAUGUCAACAAAUACACCAGUGCCUUCUGGGGCCAAUCCUUUGUCACUGAGCUGAACAGAAUCUCAGCGCACUCGGCUGGGAAAUUCGAGGCCCGGAAACCGGCUGGGGAGGACGGCCCUGAAGCCGAGAAGCCUUCGAAUGGUGUGGAAGCAACAGAAAAAGUAACAGACGAAGCUCAGACGACACAAUAA